This is a messenger RNA of Contarinia nasturtii (swede midge), 1635 nucleotides long. RefSeq names its product tRNA (guanine(37)-N1)-methyltransferase. The record is from RefSeq and is a predicted model, not a curated record. Lineage: Eukaryota; Metazoa; Arthropoda; Insecta; Diptera; Cecidomyiidae. Gene Ontology annotation, cellular component: cytoplasm; mitochondrial matrix. Gene Ontology annotation, biological process: mitochondrial tRNA methylation; tRNA N1-guanine methylation. The transcript has 2 exons. Bases 158 to 1453 code for a protein of 431 amino acids.
CGAAACAAUGUCAAAUGUUUCAUGUCGCUACAUGUGUAUGCGUGCACGAGACAUGCAUGGUAAUAUUUCAAAUGUCAUACGAAUUUUAGUAUAAGUUAUACGUUCCACAAAAAACACAAGUAAUGCUUUACUAAAAAAAGAAGCAAAAAAGUAAAACAUGGAAUGUCCAGAUUUACAACCACCAUCCUCGGUACGAGGGAUGACCUUGUUAGAUCGAGAAAAAUUUAAGAAAAUCGUUCAAAUACCAAAACUAAAUGUAACCGAUGUGAAUUUAAAAAGUAUUCUGCCGCACAUCAAGCGAAUGUUGUUAAAAAUUCAGCGUCACAAGUCCAUUGAAAUAGAAAAUGAUGGAACGAAAAAAUUACUACUACAUCCGACGGCGAUAACAUGUUUUGGUGAUUUACCCGAAGAAGUUCGUAAUUUGGGCUUGAAUGGUUCACAUUUAAAAUGGGAAGAAUUUGAAUUGACCUACGAAAAUUGGACGACCGAUGAUAUUUUAAAAGCUGUAUUACCAGCUGAUCAAGAAUCAUGUACAUCGUAUUCACGCAUCGGCCACAUAAUCCAUGUGAAUUUGAAAACACAUCUAUUGCCAUACAAACAACUGAUUGGCGAAGUGUUUCGUGAUAAAAUCGCCGGUAUUCGAUGUGUCAUCAAUAAAAUCCAAACGAUCGACAAUACAUUUCGAAAUUUUCAAUUGGAACUGUUGUCGGGCGAAGAAGAUUAUCAAGUUGAGGUUAAAGAAAACGGUACCAACUUUAAAUUUGAUUUUUCACAAGUGUAUUGGAAUCCAAGACUGGCAACCGAACAUGAACGUAUCAUUAAAAUGCACGACAAAGGUGAUGUGCUUUAUGAUGUAUUUGCUGGCGUUGGACCAUUUUCAAUUCCGGUGGCAAAGCGAAAAGCAUUUGUAUUGGCAAACGAUUUAAAUCCAUCAUCGUACAAAUGGCUUCAAUACAAUAUGAAAAAGAACAAAGUCACGAAUUUCAUGCAAACAAUUAACAAAGAUGGCCGCGAUUUUAUAACGGAAGAUGUUAAAUGUGAUUUAAUCAAACGUUGGAAUUGCAGCGACAGUAAAUUAUAUAAAAUUCAUUUGACCAUGAAUCUUCCGGCAAUGGCUGUUGAAUUUGUAGAUACAUUUUGUGGACUGAUGUCAAAUUAUACGGGACCCAUUGAACCAUUACCAUUGGUGCAUGUAUAUUGUUUUGCAAAAGGCGAUGAUCCGGCCAGCAUUGCAAAAUGUUUAGUUGAAGAAAAUUUGGGCUACAAAUUAAGUACAAAUCUAGAAGGUGUCCACUUUGUACGAAACGUUGCACCAAACAAAGAUAUGUUUCGUGUUAGUUUCUAUUUAACACAGGAAAUUCUUUGCUCGAAGAAAGGUGCUAGCAAACGUGGCAUUACCAAUGAAACGAGCGCUGAAUUCAGCUCCAAGAAACCAUGCAACACCACAAAUUGAUGAGAAAAAAAAAUCGGAUUUAGCUACUAUUUAUAACCCCUUUUUUUGCCUCACAUCUUUUCGAUCUGCACAUUCUUUAUGAUUUAAUUAUGAAAAUGAGUCUAGUUAUAAAAAUGAAUUCCAUCGAAGAGCAAUGAGAACAUGUUUUUUUAGAAAUUGAAUAAAAAGUAUUUUUUUUAAAA